Cannabis sativa is the source of this 2316-nucleotide messenger RNA. RefSeq lists its product as uncharacterized. The transcript is spliced from 2 exons. The record is from RefSeq and is a predicted model, not a curated record. NCBI's taxonomy places the organism in Eukaryota, Viridiplantae, Streptophyta, Magnoliopsida, Rosales, Cannabaceae. Bases 221 to 2155 code for a protein of 644 amino acids.
AUGAGGUUGCGGCCCUGAUAGUGAUUCUCUUUUAUUUGUUUAUCUUGCUCUUAUAAAUGGAUAUUAUUAUUUGAACUUUUACAAAAGAAAGAGAAUGAUCCAUUGUGGAAAAAGCUGGUGUGCUUGUGUGAUUGGUACUUAAUGUACCCACACCAAAAUCAUGAUUACCCAAAUCAACUAAUUGAACUAACCAAUACUUGAUGAUCAAGAAAAAAGAAACAUGGAAUUACCAAUCCCAGAAAAAAUACAGAAGUUAUGGGAUUUAUGGAGCCUUCGGGGGUGCAUUAUGCUGAGCCUUCUUCUACAAAUAAUUCUAGUCUUGUUUGCAUCCUCUAGACAACGCUGCAAGAACUCAUUCUUACUCAUUCUCAUCUGGGCAGCCUAUUUGCUAGCUGAUUGGGUUGCUGCAGUUUCCAUAGGCCUAAUUACACAAGAACAGACCAGAUCUUGUGAUGAUCAUAAGGAUGGAAAGUAUGAUCAUGACAUUUAUGCAUUCUGGGCUUCUUUUCUCUUACUCCAUCUUGGUGGACCUGAUACCAUUACCUCUUUUGCUCUUGAAGAUAAUGAGUUUUGGCUUAGGCACUUGUUUGGUCUUGUCUUACAAGUCAUGGCUGCUGGUUACAGUUUCUACCUCACUCUCCCUAAUAACAAGCUAUGGCCUCCCACACUCCUUAUCUUCUUUGUUGGCAUCAUUAAGUACACUGAGAGGACAAGAGCCUUUUACCUUGCAAGCUUGGAACGUUUCGGAAGGACUGCUCUACGAAAACCAGAUCCCGGGCCUGACUACGAAGAGGUUUCCACAAACUACUUCUCUAAACUUCUUCAAAUUCCAAUACAGGGAGAUAGUAAAGCAAAUCAGAGUGGUGUUGGGAGUUCUUCUAGGCUUGAUCCUUACAUAGAACUUAAUAGAAUCACUUUAGAAGCUUGUGAUGAGUUGGGAUUACUGAAGGCAGCUCAUAUUCUCUUUGGAAGGUUCAAAGGACUCAUUGUUGGGUUUUUUCUAACUUCCAAAGAUAGAAAAUCAUGCAGAGAGUACUUUAUGAAAAUUGAAGAUCAUAAAUGUGCUUUCAGAGUAGUUGAGUAUGAGCUAAGUCUCUUGUUCCAAGUUCUUCACACCAAGGUAGUUGUGGCGCGCCAAAGAGUUGGUUACAUACUCCGAUUCAUAAGCUUAUCUUCGAUUUUGAGUGCCACCAUAGCAUACUUCUUAACUGAAAAGAAAGGUUUCAAAAGGAUUGAGAUCAUUCUUAGUUAUUCUCUGCUUAUUGGAGCCAUGGUCCUUGACACCAUAUCAGUUAUUAAGCUCAUUUUCUCUGAUUGGAUUCUUGUGGUGCUUAAUCACACUUGGAAGAGGGAAUUUCUUGACAAGCUGAAAAUCAUGAGAUUCUCGAGCUCAUAUAAGGUCACAGAAGAUCUACAAGAAUUCAUCUUUAAAAAUCUGAAAGAAAAAUCAAAGAAGGCAAACACUUUCAAAGAAGCAACAGAGGCAUGUAUAGAAAGAGGUGGUUUGGCUCUUAAACAGAGUAUUGGUCAAGAUUUUGCUAGCUAUAUCAAACUCAAAUGGAGCAUAAGCGAGUUUCAAUACACCGAAAGCAUUCUUUUGUGGCACAUAGCAACCGAGAUGUGCAACGAGGACACUAAAAUUUCUAAUAAUGAUAAUUAUAAAAGCAAGUCUAAGAUUCUUUCGGAGUAUAUGUUCUAUUUACUAAUAGUUCAGAAUACAAUAUUUUCUCCAGUUUUGGGAGAUUGGCACUUGGUGUUUCAAGAUACUUGUGCAGAGGCCAAGAGGUUUUUUAGAAAAUACUGUGUGUCAAAUCACUGUGAUGCUGUGAAGAAAAUGAAUGGUGUAAGAACAAAGUUCAGACCAGCUGCUGUGAAGGAGGGAAGAAGCAAGUCUGUGUUCUUUGAUGCUUGUAUUUUAGCAAACCAGCUUAAAAAAUUGGAGAGUAAUCAAAGAUGGAAAAUAAUGGAUGAGGUGUGGCUUGAGCUCAUGUCUUAUGCAGCUAUUAAUUGUAGGCCUAUUGUUCAUGCACAACAGCCUAGUUGGGGUGGUGAGCUUAUUACUUUUACUUGGUUAUUGCUCAAUCAUUUUGGUUUGGGUAUACAAUUCUCUGAGCAAGAAGAUCGAGCUGGAAUGAAAAUGGUGGCAGUAAAGUAAUGUCUAUCUAAAUAUUUAGUUUGCAACAGUUGUAACUGUCUUUAUGUUCUUUAGUUUUGAUCUUUGUUGUAUUUGAUGUAAGGGUAUAUUUGUCAAACCCUGUGAGUGGUGUUAUACAACUUAAUGAUAAAUAAGUGAAUCUGAAACAACAUUUUAUUUAA